AUGGAAGAUAGAAAUAAUGUCACUGAAUUUAUUCUCUUGGGACUUUCAACGAACAAGAAACUUCGGAUCCUCUGCUUUUUAUUUUUCUUACUCUGCUAUCUGGCUAUUUGGUUGGGGAAUUUGAUUAUCCUGAUUUCUAUCACAGGGAGUCAGCUAGUCAACCAGCCCAUGUACUUCUUCCUUAAUUUUCUUGCCGUCUCAGACCUUUUCUACACCUCCACCGUGACGCCCAAACUCAUGUCCAAUUUAAUAACAGAGAAGCAGGUCAUUUCUUAUAACAACUGCAUGACCCAGCUUUUCACCACACACUUCUUUGGGGGGAUAGAGGUAUUUAUUCUCACAGGAAUGGCCUAUGACCGCUAUGUGGCCAUCUGCAAGCCCCUCCACUAUUCCAUUAUCAUGAACCGGCAAAGGUGUAACUCCAUUCUCAUAGCGUCUUGUGCAGGGGGGCUUCUGCAUGCCCUUGGCCUGUUUCUUCUUACAAUUUUUUUACCAUUCUGCGGCCCCAAUGAAAUUGAUCACUAUUUCUGUGAUGUGUAUCCUUUGUUGAAACUGGCCUGCACUGAUACACACAACAUUGGUUUUUUAGUCAUUGCCAAUUCCGGUUUGAUGGGACUGGUAAUCUUCGUGGUGCUGAUGGCCUCUUACUUUCUGAUAUUGUACAACGUCCGAGCAUGUUAUGCAGAAAGCCGCCGCAAAGCUCUUUCCACCUGUAGUUCCCACAUCACUGUUGUGAUCCUGUUUUUUGCACCUGUCAUCUUUGUUUACAUUAGACCGGCCACGACUUUACCAGAAGAUAAAGUGUUUACACUCUUCUACACGAUUAUUGUUCCCAUGCUCAACCCUCUCAUCUACACACUUAGAAACACGGAGAUGAAAAAUGCCAUAAAGAGUGUUUGCUGCAGUGAAAGGUUUUGGGAAGGGAAGCUCACGACUUGA
Phacochoerus africanus (Common warthog) is the source of this 939-nucleotide messenger RNA. Its product is annotated as olfactory receptor 4P4-like. Lineage: Eukaryota; Metazoa; Chordata; Mammalia; Artiodactyla; Suidae. The record is from RefSeq and is a predicted model, not a curated record. Gene Ontology annotation, molecular function: olfactory receptor activity; G protein-coupled receptor activity. Gene Ontology annotation, cellular component: membrane. Gene Ontology annotation, biological process: G protein-coupled receptor signaling pathway.